Molecule: messenger RNA, 857 nt
Organism: Glycine soja
Lineage: Eukaryota; Viridiplantae; Streptophyta; Magnoliopsida; Fabales; Fabaceae
Product: probable calcium-binding protein CML13
Exons: 7
Coding region: 301-615 (104 amino acids)
Biological process (GO): mitotic cell cycle; centriole replication
Cellular component (GO): centriole; centrosome
Molecular function (GO): calcium ion binding
Source: RefSeq, a predicted model, not a curated record
UGUUUGCACGGUUACACCGUUAUAAUACAAGCCUUAAUCCCCACUUUUGUCUCUCACAAUCGCUCUCAAUCUUUCACGAUUUUCUCCCAAACCGUUCAAACCCUUAUCGCGUGUCAAAUUGUUCUUCUGAUUUUCUCAUUGAUCGCAAUUAUCGCAUCUCAAAUCGAACUUGAAUCAGAGAAGACGUUGAAUUUUUUAAAAGUGAGAAAAGAGGGAUUCUGGAACGUCUCUAUCGUGGUUUGUCCGUACCCUAUCUCAAACGAAAAUGGUACUAUUGAUGCCAAGGAGCUGAAUGUUGCCAUGAGGGCCCUUGGAUUUGAGAUGACAGAAGAGCACAUUAAUCAAAUGAUAGCAGAUUUGGACAAGGAUGGAAGUGGAGCAAUUGAUUAUGAAGAAUUUGAGUACAUGAUGACAACCAAAAUAGGAGAGCGGGACAGUAAAGAGGGAAAGAUAUCUGCAUCAGACAUCAAGUGCAUUGCAAAAGAGCCAGGUCAAAAUUUCACUAACAGAGAGAUUCCGGAGUUGGUUGAUGAAGCAGACCAAGAUAAUUGUCCUGUAGUUAGUGCAGAGGAGUUUAUAAGGAUGUUGCUCGAUACCCCCUACUACGGCCACUAAUCGUACAGAAAUUAAUGCAGUGCAGUCAUAUUUUCAUAAAUUUAAAUUGGAGAUCCUAGUUAUGAUCAAACAAACUCGAAGUUCUCGUGUGUAAUUUUUAAUUUCUUUUAUCAAUCUAUGUAUUGUUCAUUUUCAUAAAUUUAAAUUGGAGAUCCUAGUUAUGAUCAAACAACCUCGAAGUUGUCGUGUUUAGUUGUAAUCUUUAAUUUCUUUUAUCAAUCUAUAUUUUUUUCUAGGAGUCA